Eutrema salsugineum is the source of this 1944-nucleotide messenger RNA. RefSeq names its product transcription termination factor MTERF6, chloroplastic/mitochondrial. Gene Ontology annotation, molecular function: double-stranded DNA binding. Lineage: Eukaryota; Viridiplantae; Streptophyta; Magnoliopsida; Brassicales; Brassicaceae. Gene Ontology annotation, cellular component: chloroplast. Gene Ontology annotation, biological process: chloroplast organization; regulation of DNA-templated transcription. The record is from RefSeq and is a predicted model, not a curated record. The transcript has a single exon. The coding region runs from base 682 to 1836 and encodes 384 amino acids.
AGUAAAAUAUCCCUUACCAAACUGAUGCAAUCUAAAGUAUAAAGAAACUAAAGGUAAUCCAGCAAUUCUCUCUGUCGGUUCCUCUAUCUAUUGGGAUUCUUCUUCUUCUUCUUGUUCUUAUUUCUUCUUCUUCUUUAACCCACCGAUGCCUAUCUUCUUCUAUUAUUUCGGUCUGUCUUUCUCGUGGUGACACCAAUGAUCUUACAAUCAUGGUGAAAAAAGAAGAGAGCCGAGAGAUGGAAAGCAAAAUUUAGAAAUCAGAGUCAUUUUUCUAAAAUUACCGUUUGUAUUAACAAGGGAAGCGUUAGAUAACAGUUUUACAAUUAGAUGAACAUAUGAUUGGAUUAUAAAAACAGAGUACACUCUGUUUGUUUUCACUAGACUAAACCGGUUUAAAGGUUAAGGUUUAGAUUUAAUUGGAUUAUUUUAAAAAUUGGCAAAAGCUACGACCUGUGCUUGCCAUCGCGAAUCCACAAUCUGUUAGAUUAUGAGAUUUGGAUAUACUGAAGACCAGGGAUGGCUUAGUGGAAGCAAAUCAGCAGCAACAUCUCCGUGAGUCUCUCUCUCUUCUCUAAGGAAAUCUCGAGGAUUUAUCAUCGAUUUUGGCCGUGAUUUGGUGCAUUCCAAGUUCCUGUGCGAAUUUAUAGAGAUUUUGGGGGAGAGGGUUUAUGUUUAUGCAUCAUGUCAAGGUUGUUAUACUGCCGGCGAUUAUCAUUCAGAUCUUGGGUUCCGAUUGAUUUCGGAGAAUCUCGUAAGCUAGGGUUCCUGCUGAGUGGAAGAAGACUGUGUUCAGUAUCAGAUAGGAAAGCAGAGGAUGCCAAAACAAAGAGACCAUCUUUCAAGUCGUUUACUGUAUCAUAUCUCGUGAAUUCAUGUGGGCUGUCCUUGGAAUCUGCAAAAUCAAAGUCCAGAUUCGUAAAGCUGUCGUCUUCCCAGAGACCAAACUCUGUGCUCACGCUGCUCAAGAACAAUGGCUUCACCAGUGAACAAAUCACCAGGGUCGUCAAAUCGUUCCCUAGUAUACUGAUCGUGAACCCAGAGGCAGUACUCUCACCAAAGCUCAUGUUUUUCCGAUCGAUCGGGUUAUCGAGCUCUGAAACCGCGAAACUAAUCUCAAAUUGUCCCACGACGCUGUCCCUUAGCUUGAACAACAGGCUCAUCCCUUGCUACGAUUCCCUCAAGAGCAUACUCGUCGACCAAGACAAUAUCCUCAAAUGUUUGAGACGCGGAUAUUGGAUUUUCACUUUGGACACUGCCAAGUAUUUGGCUACACGGCUUUCACUUUGUAGACAUCUUGGAGUCAGGGACCAAAGCAUCAAAAGACUGGUCCAAAAUGGUCCACUCGUCUUCUUCUGCUCCGAGAGAAAGUUCAACGAGGUCCUAACCAGAGUUUGCAGCUUCGGUUUUGAUCCCAAAAAGAUGUAUUUCAUUCAUGCUAUGUUGGUUUUAUUUCAUGUCAGUGAAUCCGCUUUGGAACACAAGUUUGAGCUUUACCAACAAUUUGGCUGGUCCAGAACGGAUUUCGUGGCAGCGUUCAUGAGAUUCCCAAACUGUGUUAAAAUAUCGGAUGAGAAAAUAAACGGAACCAUGGAUUACCUCGUUAACAAUGCCGGUCUUCAGCCCCGUGCCAUUGCUAUGCAACCUUUUGUCUUGGGUCUCAGUUUGGAGAAGAGAAUCAAACCACGGAACAUGGUCAUCUCCGAGCUUCUGUCUAAAGGGUUUGUGAAGAAAGAAGAUUUAAACUAUUUCCAGAUCCUUAAGAUUAAAGAAUGUAUGUUCCUGGAUAAGUUUGUCGUGAAAUUUCAGCAGGUUUCUUCUCCCCAGCCAUCCACUUGACAGAGAAGAGAUCUAUAUUGAUUGAUCUACUGUACUACAUUGUUGAUCUGUUAUUGAUUUAUGUAAUGCUGUCUCAUGUCAAGUUGUCAACAAAUUACUUUCAAAUGA